AUGGUUCUUUCCUGGAUUCUAAGAUCUUUGUCUCCAUCAAUAGCUCAAAGUGGUCUUUGGAUUGACUCUGCUUUAGAGGUAUGGAAAGAUUUGUUUGAUAGGUUUUCUCAAGAAAAUGCUGUUAGAAUGUCUGAUUUACAAGAGGAAAUGUAUGCUUUUAAACAAAAUGCUUUGUUUGUCGCUGAUUAUUUCACUCACUUGAAGAUUCUGUGGGAUGAAUAUUCAAAUUUAAGGAUAGUUCCAGUGUGUAGUUGUAAUCCUCAACGUAAUUGUGAUGCUUUGAAAGUGGUGAAAGAUCAGCAAGAUGCAGAUUAUAUAAUUCGUUUGUUGAAAGGCUUAUCUGAGUCUUAUUCAAUUGUAAGGAUUCAAGUCUUGAUGAAAGAACCAUUGCCUAAGAUUAAUAAAGUUUUUUCUAUGGUUUUACAUCAUGAAAGACAAAUGGGUUUAGGGGAUUUUAGUAGUCAGAUUGUUGAGCCAUUUGUUUUUGCAACUCAAGCUAAUUCAUCUUAUCAAAGAAAGGUUCCUGCAUAUGGUGGUUUUAAUGGUAAUAGGCAAUUUGGUUAUGGUAAUUAUGCUAAUAACUUUAGGCCACAAAGAGGGCAAAGAAAGUUCUAUAAUACAAAUAAUGGUGAUCUUCAAAAACCUGUAUGCACUUUCUGUGGUCUUUCUAGACAUACAGUAGAAUUUGUUUUAGGAAACAUGGGUUUCCACCAGGAACUUGAAGACAAGGAUUUUGUUCCUGUUUUUACUAAGGAUCAGUAUAAGCAGCUAAUGAAUAUGUUACAGCAGAAUGCAAUAGCAGGAUCUCCAAAGAUUAAUACUAUUGCUACUAACUUCAAUGCUGCAAAUAUAGAAGCUGAAUCUGAUUCUGGUGCUACUGAUCACAUCACUUGCUCUUUGCAAUCUUUUAAUUCAUAUAGGAAAGUUGUUAAUGUGUAUGAGUGUAUUUGCCAAGAAUCCCCAGCAUAUUUUCCAAGAAUCGGAAUUUUGCUCCGAGACCAGAAGUCAGCUGGCCCUUGGCAGGCUCAUAGUCGUGGGCCGGCUGAGCUGCUGUUUGUGGCUUAUUUCUGGUUCGGUUCGAUUCAAGGACUUUAUCAACUUGAUAAAUCAUAUUUUGAGAAUGUUAAGAUUGUUUCUGUGAAUGUUGUAGUUGACAAUUCUGCUUCUGUGAGUGAUGAUGAUGUGAUCAAUGUGCAUUGA
Messenger RNA from Mercurialis annua (annual mercury), 1200 nucleotides. RefSeq lists its product as uncharacterized. The transcript is spliced from 5 exons. The record is from RefSeq and is a predicted model, not a curated record. The coding region runs from base 1 to 1200 and encodes 399 amino acids. Lineage: Eukaryota; Viridiplantae; Streptophyta; Magnoliopsida; Malpighiales; Euphorbiaceae.